ACAACAAAAAUGAAUGUUUUGUUAGUAUUAUGAUUGCACAGACAGAAUCCAAGGAAACGAAACUCGUGAGUGUUAUUUGGAAGAAUUAUGUGAGUUUAUGAUUAUUUUCAAGUUGUCGAAAAUGGAGAGGUUGCCUGUGGAAAUAUGUACGAAGAUAUUCGGUCUCUUGGAUUACUACCAUCUUUCUGUUGCUCAACAAGUGUGUAGGAAGUGGAAGCUGGUGGGCUCAGACAAUGAUCUAUGGUGUAACCUUUUUAGAGAGAGAUGGGGAGAAGAUCAUUCUGCUUUUUAUGCUCCUAUUGGCUCAAAAUCAUGGAAAGAUGUAUAUGAGGUGCAAGAUCGUUGUGAUCGAAUUGGAGUGGGUUUGAAGAUUAUUAGAGAAGGCAGUGACUACUAUCUUGUUCACCAAGGAGAGAUACAGAGACAUCUGGGUUCAAGAAAAAAUCAGGAAAAAGAAACUGCUCAAAGCUUCCAUUCAGAAAUUGAAUUCAAUGGAGAAAGCUGUCUAGCUGAAGAGAGAUCAUGUCGUGGAAUUUUGGACAAAAUCCUUUUUUUCAUAGGAGAUUUGGAAGUUGCUUCUGCAGAAGCCAAACGUAGAUCAUAUCAAAAUAAAAUCAUGAAAAUAAUUUCGUUUUGUGAGUUUCAUUUAGGAACUAACCAAUAA
Molecule: messenger RNA, 664 nt
Organism: Vigna umbellata (rice bean)
Lineage: Eukaryota; Viridiplantae; Streptophyta; Magnoliopsida; Fabales; Fabaceae
Biological process (GO): SCF-dependent proteasomal ubiquitin-dependent protein catabolic process
Cellular component (GO): SCF ubiquitin ligase complex; cytoplasm
Molecular function (GO): protein binding
Source: RefSeq, a predicted model, not a curated record